GUGACAACAAAAUAAUAAUUUCAUAUAGCUUGACUUGCCCAUGUUUUUUGUGUUUUUGUGGCAAAGCAUGUUCAUAGUCCCCCGACUUUCUUGAUAUAUGGGGUUUUAGAACAUCUGUGAUUUUAACUUGCAUGGUAACUCUUCCAGGUAUAUCAGAACACCAAACUUUAAUGCUGCAGAAGAUCCAUGGACAGAAUGAUGAACUCAACCUGCAACAUAAAGGACGUUUCUACCACUGCACAGUCUGCAGGAAGAGUUUCAGCGCCCUGAGUGAACUUGAGAAACACCAGCAAACACACACUGUUGACUUGAGUCUAAAGCAGAACACUGCAAAAAGGCCUCAAAAAUGUCCGGAAUGUGGAAAAGCAUUACCAACACGAACACGUCUUGAACUCCACAUGAGAAUGCACACUGGAGAGAAACCUCAUAAAUGUGCCCAGUGUGGAAAAGGUUUUUCACAAAUUUCAAAUCUUAAAACCCACAUUCUAACACACACUGGAGAUAAGCCUCUUGAAUGUACCCAGUGUGGAAAAGGUUUUUUAUACAGUUCAAAUCUUAAACGCCACAUGCUUACACACACUAGAGAAAAGCCUCAUCAAUGUGUCCAGUGUGGAAAUGCAUUUAAAACAUCCUCAGAGCUUAAAACCCAUAUGGAAAUACACACUGGAGAAAAGCCUCAUAAAUGUACCCAGUGUGGAAAAACAUUUCCAACACGAACACGUCUUAAAGUCCAUAUGAAAACACAUACCAGAGAUAAACCUUUUAAAUGUGCCCAGUGUGGAAAAGGUUUUUCAUACAGUUCAACUCUUAAAACCCAUAUGGUAACACACACUGGAGAGAAGCCUCAUCAAUGUGUCCAGUGUGGAAAAACAUUUCCAACACGAACACGUCUUAAAGUCCAUAUGAAGACACAUACCAGAGAUAAACCUUUUAAAUGUGCCCAGUGUGGAAAAGGUUUUUCAUACAGUUCAACUUUUAAAACCCAUAUGCUAAUGCACACUGGAGAGAAGCCUCAUCAAUGUGCUCAGUGUGGAAAAGCAUUUAUAAAGUCCUCUGAUCUUAAACGCCACAUGCUUACACACACUAGAGAGAAGCAAAAGCAGAAUACUAACAAAGGCAUUCAUCAGUGUGUCCACAUUCUAACACACACUGGAGACAAGCCUCAUCAAUGUGUCCAGUGUGGAAAAGCAUUUAAAACAUCCUCAGAGCUUAAAACCCAUAUGCAAAUACACACUGGAGAGACGCCUCAUCAAUGUGCCCAGUGUGGAAAAGCAUUUAGAAGGUCUUCAACUCUUAAACGCCACAUGCUAACACACACUGCGAAGAAGCCCAAGCAGAACACUAACAAAGCCACUCAUCAGUGUGACCAGUGUGGACAUGUUUUUGCCAAUCUGCGAAACCUUAAAAACCACAUGUUAAUACACACUGGAGAGAAGCCCCAUAACUGUGUCCAGUGCGGAAAAGGUUUUUCACAAAUUUCAAAUCUUAAAAGCCAUAUGCGCACACACACUGGAGAGAAGCCCCAUAACUGUGUCCAGUGCGGAAAAGCUUUUUCACAAUUUUCAUCCCUUAAAACCCACAUGCUAAUAAUACACACUGGAGAGAAGCUUCAUCAAUGUGUCCAAUGCGGAAAAGCUUUUUCAUACAGUUCAAAUCUUAAAUCCCACAUGCUAACACACACUGCUAAGAAGCUUCAUAAAUGUUUCCACUGUGGAAUUUUUUUUUCAGACGUUGAACAUCUCAGCACCCAUAUGCUAGCACACUCUGGAGAGACGCCUCAUAAAUCUGUCCAGCGUGGAAAUGCUUUUACACAAGUCUCCAGUGUUAAAAAGCGCAGGCUAGUACACACUGGAGAGAAGUCUCAUCAAUGUGCUCAGUGUGGAAAAGGUUUUCAAAAGUCCACAAAUCUUAAUCGCCACAUGCUAAUACACACUGGAGAGAAGCCCCAUAAAUGUGUCCAGUGUGGAAAAGGUUUUACACAAAUGUCAAGUCUUAAAGUGCAUAUGCGAAUACACACUGGAGAGAAGCCUCAUCAAUGUGUCCAGUGUGGGAAAGAUUUCACACGAAUUUCAAAUCUUAAUUCGCAUAUGCUGAUGCACACUGGAGAGAAACCAUAUAAAUGUGCAUACUGCGGAAAAGCUUUUUCAUUCCAUGUGAGGCUCAAAGCCCAUAUGCAAACACACUCAGGAGAGAACCCUCCAGAAUGUUUCAAAUCCAUUGUGACAUCACACUCUGGAGAGAAGCCUCCAGAAUGUUCCAAAUCCAUUGUGACAUCACAUAUAGGAGAGAAGUGUGGAGAAAGACUUUGAGUUUGAAAUCUUUGACACGACGUGUCUGUGCACAGGCAGCUACAGCGCAACACUCUGGGGGCAUGAACAUAGGGGUGUAGUGCCAUAGCUGCCUGGAAGAUCAAACUGUUGGCUGCAGCGUCUCAAGCUAGGUAAAACUGUAUGGACUGUAAACAGUAUUAGCUCGGCUAGGUGAUUUGACCGGACUGUCCUUGUCCAAGUAUACAUCCACUGAAGAGGAAUUGUUUUGUUGACUGAAGUAUGUAUGUCUUACUCCACUGUGUUAGGUGGAGAUAUUCUCCCCUCAUGUUCACAAACAGCAAAACAUUCCAUAUUAGCUUGAUUAGCUUGCUAAUUAGUGAACUUUUCAUCAUUAGUGCAGCACAGUUAAGUAGUUUCAAUUACUUCUUGAACAUUGUUGUAUGGACAUUCUGGGAGAUGUAAAUUCAUGUAUGAGAAGGAGCAACUUGUGAUUAUGUAGCGGUGUAGCAUAAGGCUUAGGUAUUUUAGCUUGCUAACCAAACUAAAAAUGUUCUGACUAAGCGUACUGUAUGCAUGCAGGAGUUAUUCCACUUUCUAUUGCAUUAUCUGGGUGGGUUAGUCCAGCUAACUUAGAUUUUGUCCUAUUUCAGACGGGCUACAUGUUAACAUGCAUUUAAAAGGUCAGGUUUUGGACCUACACAAUAAGUAGUUUUUUUUACAAGUGUUAUAUAAACAUAUUGAGGGUAGAGAAGCAUCAUAAAUGUAUGUAUUGGAAAAUCUUUUUUUCCGUCACAAAUUUCAUACAGUAAAAACCCCACAUACAGUACUGGUGUCUAUUGUGGAGAAGCUUUUUUCAGAAAUGUUUGAAUCUUAAAAACCCAUUUGCUAAUGUGGACUAGAAAGAAGAACAUGAACACUCGCUGACAUUUCAGAAGUAAAAUGUUUGUAUUUAAGUUUGCAAAACAUUUUAAGUUUUUAUUAUUGUA
Alosa alosa (allis shad) is the source of this 3256-nucleotide messenger RNA. Its product is annotated as zinc finger protein 208-like. The record is from RefSeq and is a predicted model, not a curated record. NCBI's taxonomy places the organism in Eukaryota, Metazoa, Chordata, Actinopteri, Clupeiformes, Clupeidae. Gene Ontology annotation, biological process: regulation of DNA-templated transcription. Bases 132 to 2309 code for a protein of 725 amino acids. Gene Ontology annotation, molecular function: RNA polymerase II cis-regulatory region sequence-specific DNA binding; DNA-binding transcription factor activity, RNA polymerase II-specific. The transcript has a single exon.